AUGGCGGAACCGACUGCCCUGAAACUUGUGAAGGAUUUUUUGGAACAAAAUGGUUUAAAAAAAACAGCUAAAUCGCUUGAAAAGGAAUGUGGCAUCGACUUGAGUAAAGUCGAGAUCGAAGUGAAACUCGAGAACAUUUUACAAAACAGUUUGAAGUCUAAAGCUGAAGAAUCUAAGAAGGAAGAAUCCGAUAGCAGCUCUGAGUCGGAUUCUGAGUCGUCAUCUUCGAGUUCUUCGGAAUCCGAGUCCGAGUCCUCAUCUAGCUCGUCUGACUCAGAGUCUUCCGACUCGGAAUCCUCAUCUAGCUCGUCUAGCUCUUCAGAAUCGGAGUCAGAUUCUGAUUCUUCGUCUAGCUCUUCUGACUCGGAAUCUGAGGCAGAAACCGAGACAAAGACUGAGGCCAAGUCUGCACCCAAAUCUGAAUCUAGCUCGUCUGAGUCCAGCUCUUCCGAAUCCGAUUCGGAAUCGUCUUCCUCUAGUUCUAGCUCAGAGUCAUCUUCCUCUUCCUCGUCGUCUGAGUCUGAGUCCGAGUCCGAGUCAGAAUCCGAAUCCGACUCAUCAUCGUCCUCCUCGAGCUCCUCUAGCUCUUCAGAGUCCGAGUCAGAAUCGGACUCGGAUUCGUCUUCGAGCUCCUCUAGCUCAUCAGACUCGGAUUCUGAAUCCGAGUCUUCGUCAAGUUCUUCGGACUCCGAGUCAGAGUCUUCUUCUAGCUCUUCGGAUUCUGAAUCCGAGUCUUCUUCUAGCUCUUCGGAAUCCGAGUCAGAGUCAUCAUCGUCUUCAUCGUCAGACUCUGACUCCGAUUCGUCGGAUUCGGAUUCUGAUUCUGAGUCCGAGUCAUCGUCUAGCUCUUCAGCCAGUGAUGAUGCUUCCAAAAGUGCUUCCUCCGAGUCUGCCGAUAAUGAAUUGAAGCGUAAGCGCGACGACUCUACUAGCGUGUCUUCAGAUUCUGGCAGUCAGAGCAAGCGUCCUUUCUCUCGUGUCGGAGACGCUUCUCGUUGGGGCUUUGCUUCUGACAAACUGAAAGACAACAGUUACAAUGGUCCCGAGGAUGGUUAUGGUGCCAAGGCUUACAAGGAUCUUAUUGUUACUCGUGGUAAGGGUUUCCGUCAAGAGAAAAACAAAAAAAAGAGAGGCAGCUACCGCGGUGGACGAAUUGAUACGCAAAUUCGGAGCUUCAAAUUCUAA
This is a messenger RNA of Schizosaccharomyces japonicus yFS275, 1185 nucleotides long. Its product is annotated as nucleocytoplasmic transport chaperone Srp40. The coding region runs from base 1 to 1185 and encodes 394 amino acids. The record is from RefSeq and is a predicted model, not a curated record. The transcript is spliced from 2 exons. Gene Ontology annotation, cellular component: nucleolus. Lineage: Eukaryota; Fungi; Ascomycota; Schizosaccharomycetes; Schizosaccharomycetales; Schizosaccharomycetaceae.